AGGAUCCAAACGUGUUCGAAUUCUGCUAUUAUGAUGCCAUAGGGAGCACUUCAUUGACAUCGUCGCAAAAAGUCCUGUCCUUAUCUAAGCGCCAUUACACACACGACCACUUAAACAUGCCUGCAGCAGAGCGAAAUUUUUCGGUUUUGAGACAUGGAAACGCUGUUUCCUUCACAAAAACUCUGAAUAAGGGUUGCCCUCCUGGAUCAUCAAUCGAGAUUAUAGCAAAAACACUGAAGAUAUGGAAGAGACAUAUCGCCGUGCGUCUCAUCGCAUUUGAUGACACUGCUUUGAUCCUCACGGUACCCAUAGGCAAGGAGGGGAAGGUCACCGCUUCAGCUCGAAUUGACGGCAAUUCCACUAGUGAACUUGAGAAACGUGCCUCUUUGCCGCGCGAUAAAAAGUUCAACCUUGAGCUGAAAUUUACUAAGUUUACCAUAGAGAUAAAUAUCAACAAAAUACUCCUUUUGGAGUUUAUACAUCGCGUAGAACCAGAGAGUAUCACUGAACUGCAUAUCGAUGGACCAUUAAAGCUGGAAGAAGUUGUACUCUCAUUUCCUCAAGAUGAGCGGAUUGGUGCCGCAGCUCCUCAGUCAGACUCUACAAGAGAAGUGGAAGGAACGCGUCGAUCGAGUCCUCCUCCUCUGACACCUGAGCCAGCCGCCGUACAAACCGGAUCAACAAUUUCUCCAACACCAGCGGAUCCUCCUCCAUCCUAUGAAGCAGACACAACUAGAAAUUCCUACAUAUCACCAAUGUAUCCGAUUGCUUUUUUCACACCAUUGGGGAUAAUGAUUCAGCAACCUUUGCUUGGAGAUCCGGCAAUAGCCGCUCUUUCAGAACAAGUCAAUCAGGCUAAUUUAUCCUACUCUACUCAGAAUAUAUUGACUAGCCAGGUCGAAGAAAGACGCAACAUCGGCCGUUGGGCAACCAGCACAACCAUUAUUCCCACUGAAACUGCAACUAAUCUGACCAAUUUGUUCAUAUCCAUGUACCAAGCCAUAGCAGUUACCCCAAAGAUAUCAACAGCGCGAUCUACGUGGCCGAAGACUUUCAACAUACGUACUCCUAUAGGUGAAGAGAAUCAAAUCGUUUCGGCGCUACAGAACAUUGAUCUCCAGGUGCAGGUUAUCAACAGAGAAGCACCGGCAUUGAUGAAUGUAUUAAAAAGGAUAUAUAGUGAGCAUGCAAAAGGGAAGCCGCCCUUGCUCAAAAGAAAUAGCAGUAGACCUGCGAGUACGACGAUGCGCCACUCUGUAAUGCGUAAUGUAGCCACUGCAGAAGAGGUUCAGGGUUGUGAUACGAGUCGCGGUUCGAGGGCAGUUUUUGAUUCAGUUUUGCCAGCGCGUCCUCCUUCGCCACCACCACGCUCGCGCUCGCUAAAUCCUCACAGAAUCGAAAAUUAUCCUAGGAGUAGCGCAGAUGGAAGCAACAGCAGCAUUUCACGCACAUCUUCGCACGAAAACAUUAUUCGUCGAGCAGCGACUAGUACGCCAGCGAGUGGAUUCAUCAUAGAAGAAAACCUCAGAGGUGCCUUGCCCAAUGAAGCUGUAAGAGUUGGCAAUGGAAACAGCAGCAGUGAUGUACCAAAUUACGCUCAUGAAGAUCUGAGUCGAUUUGAGACACCGAUUCUGACUGCCUCUUCGGCGGAUCAAAUCAACACAAAAGUUAUUAGAGAUCACUUGAGAACAUCGGAAAUGGAAAACUCACACUUAUAUGGAAAUGACCUGGUACAAGAAGCAUCGAGUGCCCAAGAACCUUCACAUCAAACAAUAUCUGCAAACGGACAGUUGAACGAAGGGCCAUCCUCCUUACAAAAUGACGGACAAUGGAUUUUGUUGGUUUGUGCUAAGGAAAACACUUGCCAAAGUGGUUCGUCUAGUAACACGCCAGAAAAUACGAGUUUGACGAAAAAUAAUAACGAUCUUACUCACAAGUUUGAUAAAGAGAGUGAAAGGUUGAAGGAUACUGCUAAUGUAGCUCAUGUUACAAACAGACACCACAGGAAAGACCCCGACUUGCAAAGCAAAGCAAGUGCUCUAAUGGAGGAUCUAAAGAAACGGAUGCCUGCUGCGCUAGGCGUUUCAGAAGUUACCGUCGCCAAUGUUCCAGUACAGCUAAGGUCUGUCACUUCGUCAGCGGAGUCAGGCUUAGUGCCAGUUAGAGAAUCACGUUUCGGCGAAGAGAUUGCAAUUGAGGUCGCGGAUAUACGGGGAAUGAUAUCCAAGCAAUUAUAACAAAGCUAGAAGUAAGGAACUGAUCGAUCUGCGUGACAGGUCUAAUAGCAUUCUAACAAGCGGAGGCAUACGGUAAUUACGCACUUUUUUAAAUUGCAUUUUUGUUACUUUCACGUCAGCAUCAAAGUUUUCAAUUGUAGUUUUAGUUUUUGGUUAACUUUCGGUACAAAUGUCACUGCUUGCUAUG
This is a messenger RNA of Cylicocyclus nassatus, 2424 nucleotides long. NCBI's taxonomy places the organism in Eukaryota, Metazoa, Nematoda, Chromadorea, Rhabditida, Strongylidae. The record is from the annotation of a GenBank genome assembly.